Molecule: messenger RNA, 2353 nt
Organism: Laetiporus sulphureus 93-53
Lineage: Eukaryota; Fungi; Basidiomycota; Agaricomycetes; Polyporales; Laetiporaceae
Exons: 11
Coding region: 130-2106 (658 amino acids)
Molecular function (GO): protein binding
Source: RefSeq, a predicted model, not a curated record
AUCGCCGCCCCUGGUAAGCGUGCCGUCGUUUCGACCCUCCUCUCUCCUUGGUCCUUCUAGAGCACCCCGACCAUUGUCCUUCGGUCAGAGCGGAUGAAAACGAGCAGCGGCACACCAGCGAGUGGCGAGAUGGACAAGAAUUCUACCCAUCAGCUUGUCCCUCGGCGUGCACUACGAGGCAAGCGAGGUGGCUUGAAAGAUCUACCAGAGAUGCCCGAUGACAUUCUGUUUGAGGUUUUCGUGCUACUUCAUCCCAAAGACCUUCUGAAUUCGGCAAGGACUACCAGGCCACUACGUGCAUUCCUGAUGACCCGAAGAUCUGCUUUCAUCUGGAGAGCUUCACGGACACAGGUUGAUGGACUACCGGACUGCCCGCAGCAUCUAAGCGAACCAGCUUAUGCCAACCUAAUGUUCUUUUCUCACUGUCACAAAUGCUUGAAAGGCAACAACAACUCGGCGCUGUGGGAGUUCGCUGCGCGAUACUGUCAGAGAUGCAGGAAAACCACCACCAUCGAUGAGCGCGAUUUUAGUAUAGAUAUAUCGACAGCAGUGGGAGAGGUCCCCCCAUCGAAGAUCUUCGCUACGAUCCGGUACAGUCAGUCUCGCAGGAGGUUCUACCAUGUGCCGCAACUUCUAGGCUUUAUGGACGCUUGGAACGCUGUGUCGCAGGAUGAGCAGGCAUACCAGUCACUGAUCGACAAGGAGUCAGAGAAAACGAGACAAUUAACAGAUCACGCAGCGGCAUGUCGAAAAUGGCAGUACGAUCAGACCAAAUUGCGAGCGGAGAAAUUAGAUGAAAUCAGGCGUGAACGCUGUAAAGCCAUAAUGUCAAGAUUGCGUGAGGAGGGUUGGGGUGAUGAGUUGGGUGGUAUGUGGACCUUUCGUCGCUCACCAGUGCGUGAGCUGGUGUGGAUUCCAAGGCCGCUUACGGAUCAAGGGUGGAGGAAAAUCCGUAGCGCACUGCACAAUUUUAUGCAAGAGAAGCGGGAUAUGCGGCUCCGAAUGGAGCGACGCUGCACCAUUUCGUCACGGAUAAACACGCUAGAUCGUAUCGCUAACCAACUGCUCUCAACCUCCCCUUGGACAGCGCCCUCCGCAUACGGAUUGUUACCACACGAUCUACCAUUCAUUUCGGGAAUCCAAGAGCUCGUUAAGGCCCCCACAACGGACUUAAUUACUGAAGAGAGGUUCCUUGCCUUAAAGGACGAAGUCACAAGCCAUUUGAUGGAUUGGCAUGAAACGGCUGAAUGUGAACUAGAGCGCUUGCUUCCCAUCUCCUGUGAGCAAGGUGUAGAUGCUCUCGCUCUGGCCGUAGUCUCCUACAAGUGUCGAAAGUGUGCACAGAUACUGUAUUAUCCUUUCGUCCUCGCCCAUCUGUGUCUGCGCACCGAAGCCGAGGAUUCCGAUGUUCGAUGGAAUGUUUUUCUUGAUGGCCAAGCGAGUCCACCCCCAUGGUCAUGCGCCAAUCUCGACUUUUCGCCCAACUUCGAGGAAGUCCGCGAAUUGGUUCGGUUGUGCGAUAAAGAUCCGGACACUACCACUACACUUGACAUGGAGGAAUUAGAUGAAAGGUUCGCCUACUCAUUUAAUGGCAAUGUCGUGGUGGUAACAUGGCGCGCUGCGCUUGAAAUGCUCGUUUCCCGUGAAAUGAAUGCUUCUGCACUCGCAAUAAGAUUAGCUACAGAUUAUGAGAAACGUUUUGCACGAAACGAGGAAGCAAAACGGGAAAAUUGUUUGGACGAGCUAGCAAAAGAGAAGCCAUUCUGGUGCUGCUCUUUGUGCCCUCCCGGCAAGGAUAACUUAGGCACCAGGAUCAAUGCCCUCGGACACGUGAAUUUUCGACAUGGCUCGAACAAAGAAUCAAGAACUGUGUACCUUCAUUUAAGUGGCGGGCCGAUUAUACUCCGAUCGGUCUUGGUGCCUCGUAUCUUCCUUUGUUCCAGCGAUAUUCAUCCAGCGCGGCGCUCCAGCCUAGACUUGCCUCCUGUGACGGUAUUGAUUCAUACCAGUACUUUUAAUGCUAUCCAGGCAUCACAAUCACCUUUUGGUUACACCAUGGAACUUUCAAAGGCGCACAAUUUUGAUUUUCUGGCACGAACGCUUUGAUUUUGGAAUGUCAUAUCGCUUAGAUAUCAAUGGAAAUGCGUAUGUCUUCGAGGCUCACUGGAUUAUGAUUUUCCAUACGGCAACACUUAUCAUCAUGGAGAAUGUCUAGAUUUACAGAAGUGCUGGGAUGCUUGAUGAAGGUUAAUGACUAACAGAUGGAGCGCCAAGAAUUUGAGCAGUUGCUUGUCUGGCACCAUGAUAGGCACUGGAUAUUGUUUCACCAGCCCGUAUCGUGCAGCGGACUCAU